CUCAUGGAUUUGUUAGAGUAUUUGUUCGAUGCAAAGAUAUUGAUUGGCUUUGGAGUAGGUGUAUUAACAGCCUCUCUAAGUCUAAUCACGACGCUGAGAGAACACAAUCGAGAAAAUGCGCAAUCUAAGAUGAAAUUAUCAAAUAAAUCUAUUCCCUCAACUUAGGAUUUAAAACAAGUAUAUAUCAAAGUAAAUGAAAAACUAUUAUUUUAGAACGAUCCCUCGUCAAAAUAGAAGAAAAAAAAUAAUCAGAACACUAAUCUGACGGAGCCAAAUAAAUAAGAUUUAUAUUUCAACUUAGAUGAUGGUGUUAGAAAAAAAAUAAAAGUCCAAAAGACUGAUGAAGAGUCAUCUUCUUAGGAUCAUUAGUCAUCCUUGAGUAUAAAGUAGGAUGAUAAUUCUUAAAGCUCCCUUCCAUUAAAUAACAGUAAAAAAUUUUAUAUUAUAUAGUAAAUAAUUAAAAUGAAAGUAAUCAAGGUUUGAAAGAAAAAUCAGAUGUCCCCUAACCUCCAAACUAAGAAGGAGGUCAUUAAACCAAAAAAAGUGCAUCCGAGUCACAAGACAAAGAAAAACAAGAUUCAGGCAUUCAAGUUGAAUAAGGCAGAGAAUACGAAAAAGAGGACAAUUGA
Molecule: messenger RNA, 629 nt
Organism: Paramecium octaurelia
Lineage: Eukaryota; Ciliophora; Oligohymenophorea; Peniculida; Parameciidae
Source: the annotation of a GenBank genome assembly